GUUUACCGAUGCAGAAAUUCGACGGAAGGAAGCUGAAAAUAACAAAUGGCGUUAGGGCUAAUAUUGGGGAUUGGGAGGACGUUCAGGAAGAAGCGAGCGUCGUCGCUAGAUAUUCUGACGUCGAAGAGGAGUCAUAAAGGCUAUUACAAGGGCAAAAAUUGCAAGCCCACCGGUUUCCACACUCGAAAAGGUGGUUAUGUUGUGGUUCCUGAAAAGAUACCAAACUACGUGGUGCCAGAUUUGACGGGAUUCAAGCUAAAGCCGUACGUAUCACAGUGUGGAAUACAGGCUUUUGAGUCAUCUAAAUGAACGUGCUCGGCUUAGUCUCCUUGCGAUGCUGCUGCUCAGUCUGAUAUGUUUAAACUAAUAACUGAAAAAAAAAUAUUUCAUUUUCCCUCCGAAAGUACACCUUUAUGAUUUAAACUGAAAUGGACUAAAUGGUGAUAUUUUCACUUUCAGAUAUUACUUUUCAUGGAUUAUAGACUAGUGAAAGUUUGAGUUUGGUAUAGUUUA
Messenger RNA from Salvia miltiorrhiza (redroot sage), 513 nucleotides. RefSeq lists its product as uncharacterized. Gene Ontology annotation, cellular component: mitochondrial large ribosomal subunit. The coding region runs from base 46 to 309 and encodes 87 amino acids. Lineage: Eukaryota; Viridiplantae; Streptophyta; Magnoliopsida; Lamiales; Lamiaceae. The transcript is spliced from 3 exons. Gene Ontology annotation, molecular function: structural constituent of ribosome. The record is from RefSeq and is a predicted model, not a curated record. Gene Ontology annotation, biological process: translation.